AUGGAGCCGACGUUUCAGUUCUACUUCGAGGACAUCGAUAUUAUGCUGGCGAACGUGAAACGGAGACUGAUGCUGCAAGACGAGACUGCACAGAUUACGUGCGUCGAGCGAAUAUCUAACCUAUUUAAAAGUGGUGGCGCUGCAGGCAGCGAGGAGGUUCUUUCGAAGCUGAUAAAGUACGAUGUGCUGUCGACGGUUUUCGAAAUUAUUCACACUCCCAGCGAUCGUCUUCUCCCUUGUAUUCUCGACUUUUUGAGCUUGAUAAGCGCCCAUCAAAAGUUUUACGAACAACACGUGGUCAUGGAUGCCAUGGACGCCAUCUUGAAAGUCGCAAUUUGCGUUUUCAAAUCUCGGUGCAAGGAGACGCAAUUAUUAGAGAAACUAAUUCAAGCCAUUCACAAUAUAGUAUGCAGAGCAGUAGAAUUUAACGUGGAACUGAACGCGGUUUGCGUUCCACGGCAAAUUCUGUGCCUCCUGAAGUCUUUGAUUUUGGACGAUAAGUUGGACAAGAAAUUAAAAUUUCCCGCUGUUGCAGUGCUGAAUGUCGUUCUGGAAAACGUGGACGUAGACGAGUUGGAAGACAGCGCAUUCGAAAUUUGUCACAAAGCUCUUAGCUUAAUGAAAGAUAUUGUCGAGUACAGCGACGACGAUGCCUCGAUUACGCUUGCUGCAAACGCACUGUGUGCUGUUUGUGCUUCCGGUGCUCGGUUGUGUAAAGUAGACAGCAACGUCCGCGGAAUUUUCGACAAAGUUCAGGAAAGCAGAGCAUCCUUAACGAAGAUGAUCUACCAGGCGACGAUGAAUACUCUGAUACCUUACGUUAAAAACACGGAACCGAACGAAACGGACGGGGUCAGAUUCCACGCGAGCUUCGUGACUUGUCUGAACAGCCUUUACAAGCUGGCCAACUGCAGCCACGACAACUUGUCAAACCACUUGACCGCCAACGGAUAUCUGAAGUACUUCUUGCUUUUAACCGCCAGGCUUCCAGAAAAUUUGCGCCGCAGCACUUGCGCGCUUCUGUCGCGAAUUAUAACCACUCUCGGCGAUAAAUCACUGUCGAUUGGCCAGUGGCCCGGGGGCACGACAGGCUUCGAGAAUUUAAUGCACCGCGGACUGCUCGACUUGCCAAGAGACUCUCAACGGUGGGACAACGUCGUGGCUCAUCGAGGAAACAGUGCGAUCGCUCUGAUGGUGUUAAUUUAUUAUCAUUACCAUGGCACCAGAGAGAACAUGAUAUGUCUGAGGUCUCUGAUCUCGGGGAUCGUCGGUAUCCCCAAGUCUGAGCAGAUUUCGGAGCAACUCCUGAAGGUUCUGUGGUUUCUGUUCGCCGUUGCGUCUGUGUCGCAUCCUUCUCCGAACUCGGAACAGGAUUACAGCAGAGCAGCGACGCGAUUGGCUGUCGCGUUGCAAUACUCGCGAUUGAACGAUUGUUACACCCACCACAUAGACCUGCUUCGCUAUUGCUUAAAGUGUCCCGACGUUCCCAGGGAUCUCAGGAACAAAGCGUUGGAUCUCUGGCUGGUGGAGUCCGACGGGGACAUCGAACCAUUGUUGACGUUGGAUUGCGAUCAAGUCGUUCGACAUUAUUUAUUGCUUGUCAUACAGAAUGGUUACUCGGAGAGGAUCAUCAACUUAGCCAUGAAGGGAAUUCGCGAGAUGAUACGCGUCGAUAACGCCAAGGAGAUCGCUGAAAUUGCUUGGCAUAUGCUACCCACUCUCCUUUCCACCCACCGUCAGGACAAAGACGAGCAAAUCAAGGCGGUGCUGGAAUUGACAAACAUUUUUAUUCCGAACUGUCUGUCCCCGAGCGUAAGGAAUCGUUGCGCCGACAGCCUCGUGGCCAUCGUGCUGAGAAGAGACGCGGACUUAAAAUUGAGGACGCUGGCAGUGAUGCAGUCGUACGUCCUGAUGGUCACGUCCGCGACGUUCAAACCGUUCACAAUUUUCGAGAGGUGUAUCGCGACACCGAAUUUCUUGGAGGAGCUGCUCGUCCAAGGAUUCUCCGAGGACACCCCGGAACUGUCGGCAGUAUGUCUGAAGCUGAUCGCGUUUAUUAUUCACUGCCAGGAAAAAUCCUCUGUCAAACGCGACAAGUCGCUGACGAUCGACGCUCAGAGCUUAGCAGACUUGCUGUUCAACGCGAGAAAAUCUCUUCACUGUUCCAUCAAUGGGAUGCAGCUCGCGCUGGAACUUCUCACGCAGAAUAUCGAAGAGCCAGCCAUCAGGUUGGAGAUCACGAAUAGCAGCGAUCGCGCGAAUGGAGUUGUCAAUCUCUACGAAACUCUGCACAUGAUGCAUGGAAAAAGCGACCCAAUGCAAAGGGAUCUCGUGUACCAGUGUCUCGAAGGCGUGAUAACUUUCUGUCACAAGCACGUAGAGUUCUUAUUGUGCCACGUGUGCACGUCGAUGAGCAACGAUGGACUGGUGGCGAGCAUUCUGGCCACCCCCUUGGUGUCCUGCCACUUCCUGGAGUUCGUCUCGACCUGGCUUCGCUGCAGACGAAGAUACUGCAACGACGAAGCGCCCUGGAACGAGAGAUCCCUUCGCAAGACGCCCUUCGAAGAGACUGUGGACCGAAUCAGGAAGUACGUCGACGCCACGAGGAACUCCAGGACGGACGCUGGGUUCAACAGUCUUCUCUACGCGGUGGGUCCUCCCUUUUGA
This is a messenger RNA of Colletes gigas, 2667 nucleotides long. RefSeq lists its product as uncharacterized. Bases 1 to 2667 code for a protein of 888 amino acids. The transcript is spliced from 13 exons. The record is from RefSeq and is a predicted model, not a curated record. NCBI's taxonomy places the organism in Eukaryota, Metazoa, Arthropoda, Insecta, Hymenoptera, Colletidae.